Molecule: messenger RNA, 2846 nt
Organism: Salvia hispanica
Lineage: Eukaryota; Viridiplantae; Streptophyta; Magnoliopsida; Lamiales; Lamiaceae
Product: Tetratricopeptide repeat (TPR)-like superfamily protein
Biological process (GO): RNA modification
Molecular function (GO): protein binding; zinc ion binding; RNA binding
Source: RefSeq, a predicted model, not a curated record
ACAAGCCAAGGAUGCCAAUAACUGAAAUAACGGUCUUUCUCUCGAAUCCAAUUUCAAUUUCGAAAAUAAUCUGCUAGCGAGUUUCCAAGAAAAAAUGGCUAAAGAAUUGCUAAAUCUUCGGCUCCAUAUCCUACCUCCCACCUCAGAAUACAGAUAUUUUCCUGCAAUUCAAGCUUCAAACAAAUCCCCGAAUCAUGGGCUUCGAAUCAGAAGCCGUAAUUCGAGGAAAAACACCACCUCCCCAAGAAGAAGGAAGUUUAGAAGCGUCGAGGGUUCAAUUUUGUCAUUUAAAAGACUGCUUUAUUGUGUGAGUUCUGGUUGUUUGGAGACCGCACUCCAACUGUUUGACAAAAUGGAUAAAUCGGACAUUUUUGUUUGGAAUGUGAUGAUUAGGGGUUUAGUUGACUCAGGAAUGUUUCAAGAAGCCGUAGAAAUGUAUUAUCGGAUGCAAAUUGAAGGAAUCGAAGCUGAUAAUUUCACUUUCCCUUUUGUGAUCAAGGCGUGUGUUGGUUUGAAGGAAGGGCAGAAUGUUCACUCAAUGGUUAUUAAGCUUGGUUUUGAUGAAGAUGUGUAUAUAUGUAAUGCACUGAUUGUGAUGUAUGCUAAGGUUGGCUGCAUUGAGGAAUCUGAGAGAGUUUUUGAGAGGAUGCUGGUGAGGGAUUUAGUUUCGUGGAAUUCAAUGGUAAGAGGGUAUGUUUUGGUUGGAGAUGGCCGGAGCUCAUUGAUGUGUUUCAAGAAGAUGCAGAGAGUUCGAGCUGGACUUGACAGGAUCAGUUGUGUAAGUGCUUUGGGUGCUUGUGUGCUUGAGCGUCGUUUGUUGAGUGGAAAGGAGAUCUUUUGCCAAGUGGUUAGAAAUGGGCUUGAUCUAGAUCCGAUGAUUCAGAGCUCGGUCAUUGAUAUGUUUGGGAAAUGUGGUGAGGUUGAUUAUGCUGAGAGAUAUUUCGAGAGAAUUGUAGAGAAGAAUGUGGUCGUUUGGAAUUCGAUGAUUGGUGCAUUUGCAGUGAAUGGUAAACCGUUUGAGUCGUUUUCUUGUGUGGAAAAGAUGCAAGAUGGUGAUAACUAUGUGGCACCGGAUACUGUCACGUUGAUUAACCUGCUUCCUUCUUGCUCAAACCUCAGAGCACUGUUACAAGGCAAAGCCGUUCAUGGAUAUGCGUUGAGAAAAGGGUAUUUGUCUCAUUUAGUAUUGGAGACUGCUCUUGUUGAUAUGUAUGGUAAGUGUGGGAGAUUAGUGCUUGCGGAGAGUGUGUUUUGUCGUAUGAAGGCUAGGAACUUAGUGUCGUGGAAUGCUAUGAUUGCUGCUUUUGUCCAGAAUUCGAAGGAAAGAGAAGCCUUGGAAACUUUUAAAGAUUUGCAGCUUGAGCCUUAUGUACCUGAUGAGAUGACAUUUGCUUCGACUCUUGCUGGCUAUGCUGAAAUCGCCUUACCAAAAGAAGGGGAACAGAUUCAUGCCCUAAUCUACAAAUUGGGGAUUUCAUUAGGUGUUUGUGUGGCUAAUGCAUUGAUCCAUAUGUAUUCCAAAUGUGGGGAUCUUGAGGCUGCGCGUAAAGUUUUUGAUAGAUUGGAGUUGAAGGAUCUUGUCUCGUGGAACACUAUCAUCAUGGCGUAUGCUAUUCAUGGUUUUGGAUCAUAUUGUUUUGGGCUUUUCUCCGACAUGAUAAACGAAGGCCAUGAGCCAAAUGGAAGCACGUUUGUUUCCCUUCUGUCGGCUUGCAGCAUUGCUGGCUUACUAGAUGAUGGUUGGAACUUUUUUGACUCGAUGAAGAGGGAUUAUGGAGUCGAUCCCGGUAUAGAACAUUAUGGUUGUGUGCUUGAUUUAUUAGGCCGUGCUGGUUAUCUUGAACGUGCUAAAUGCCUCAUAGAGGAAAUGCCACUGGAGCCAACUUCUCGGAUAUGGGGAUCUUUGUUAGCUGCUAGCCGGCAUCACAGAGACAUUACGAUGGCUGAGCUGGCUGCAGAUCGUAUUUUCUCUCUAGAUAGUGAUAACACAGGGUGCUAUGUCUUGCUUGCCAACAUGUAUGCUGAAGUCGGGAGAUGGGAAGAUGUGGAACGCAUUAGAAAUUUGAUGAAGAAACAAGGAUUGAAGAUGACCAGCAGCUGCAGCAUAGUGGAGCACAAUGGUAUAACUCACAAUUUCAAGAAUCAUGACAAAACACAUGGUGAGAGCUAUGCUGUCUAUGAAGUUCUUGAUAUUCUUUCAAGAAUGAUAGGCGAAGACAGCCUGCAUUUUUCGGGUGUUUCUGAGCUCAAGCCGGUAGAGUCACUGAAAGCCAGAGGUAAUUCUCCGAUGUUCCACAGUGUAAGGCUGGCUACUUGUUUUGGUCUGAUCAAGACAGCAAGAGGGCAGACCGUGCUUAUAAGAAAGAACGUGAGGUUGUGUGAAGAUUGCCAUUCUGCAACGAAGAAGAUCUCACUCGUUACGAAGAGGGAGAUUGUUGUAGGAGAUUCAAAAGUGUUUCAUCAUUUCAAAGAUGGGAGAUGCUCUUGUGGAGAUUAUUGGUAGUAGGUGGUAGCAUCUCUCGGUUGAUUUUGCAACUUAAUUGAUUCGAAUCAAAUUUGAAUCUUGUUGCCGCGAGCUUUGAGAGGGCAGUGAAAGAUCCACAUCGAUGGGGGCAGCGUGUUAGGAGCUAGCUCGACACACCACAGACUCGGAACAAAAGACAGAUGGAAUCAGAAGACUCAAAUGUAGCAAUAGGAAGGCCAGGUAAGAAAAGGUAGUUACAGAGUUUGGUAAUGUAUGUAUAAUUGAAUGCAAUUGUAUAAAAUGUCUUAUUCACAUAUAUGUUUGAUUAUUUAGACAAUAUCUGUUGUAUUCUAGACCUAAAGGGUUGGCUUCUCACAUGCAA